Gossypium raimondii (Peruvian cotton) is the source of this 1113-nucleotide messenger RNA. Its product is annotated as protein OXIDATIVE STRESS 3 LIKE 1. Bases 155 to 922 code for a protein of 255 amino acids. The transcript is spliced from 2 exons. NCBI's taxonomy places the organism in Eukaryota, Viridiplantae, Streptophyta, Magnoliopsida, Malvales, Malvaceae. The record is from RefSeq and is a predicted model, not a curated record.
AAACAAACAAAUCCCCAAAUCGAAUCAACCCCCAUCCCUUCAUUCAUUCAUAUCUGCUUUUCUUUACGUUUGUUCAUUCGAUUUUUUCUUUGGGUUUUCUUUCUUUUUGAUCCUUUUGCUAUUUUGGGUGGUGAAAGAUUGAAGAAUUUUGAUCAUGUCGAUCGCGUUGGAACGGAUAGAAUCGGCGGGGUUCGGGCGGGUAAUGAACUGCGCUUGCGAUAGUUCUAAAUUCGAAUCGCCGCCGCCGGUUAAGGAAACGAAGCAGUUGUUAUUGGCGGAGACGGCGGCGGUUGAAGAGGAGGAGGAUGACUGGAGGGUUUCGUCGUCUACUACGACGUCGUCUUCGAUCGGGAAGAACAGUGAUGAGGUAUCCGGAAUAUCAUCGGACGGUGGUGAUUGCGAGGAAAAUGAAGUUCAAAGCUCUUAUAAUGGUCCUUUAGAUAUGAUGAAUUCCCUUGAGCAGGUCUUGCCUAUGAGGAGAAGCAUCUCGAGUUUCUACAAUGGAAAAUCAAAGUCUUACACGAGUUUAGUCGAUGCAUCAUCAGCUUCCUCCAUUAAAGACAUAGCAAAACCUGAAAAUGCUUAUACUAGAAGAAGGAGAAAUUUAUUAGCAAUCAAUCAUAUAUGGGAUAAAAACAGGAGCAAAAAGUUCAUUAGACCAAUAAGUUCAAGUAAAAGCACAUUAGCACUUGCUGUUGCAAUGAGUGGUUCUGAGACUGAUAGUUUUUCAAGCGCUGGUGAGGAUUCUUCUUCAACUUCCAGUCCUAGGUUAUUACUACCUCCAUUACACCCACAAACGAAAAUGGUUUCUUUGUAUAAUAACAGUAUUAGUAUUACCCCUUCUUCAUCACCGUCGAGUGGUGGCCGGAAUUUCUCUAACUGGCGGUCUUUUUCAUUGGCUGAUGUACGUGAAUAUAACUGACUGUUAUAGUUUUACAUGAGUUUGAUAUACUUUUUAUGAUUGGCUCCUCCUUGUUAAUCUUUAUUUGAUGGAAAAAAAAGAGAGAGAGAGAGAGAGAAGAAAUUGUUGGCCUCCACAAGGAUUUUUUUGUCAGUCUGUAGUUUUCAUUUUUGAGAUCAUAUGAUGCUAAUGAAGUGUUGAUUUCAUUUUCC